This is a messenger RNA of Micropterus salmoides (largemouth bass), 4149 nucleotides long. RefSeq names its product NLR family CARD domain-containing protein 3-like. Gene Ontology annotation, molecular function: protein binding. Bases 276 to 3590 code for a protein of 1104 amino acids. The transcript is spliced from 11 exons. Lineage: Eukaryota; Metazoa; Chordata; Actinopteri; Centrarchiformes; Centrarchidae. The record is from RefSeq and is a predicted model, not a curated record.
UUUGACCAAAACCCUUCUUAAUUCAGUCUGUUCAAGCCAAGAGAGACUCUCAUAAACAGGUCAUGUUAAAAAGCAGAUCUGUGUAAACACCACACACUGAGAAAUUGAUUUCCUGUAAAUGGAGAGGAGGAGCAACACUGAGCUGGUGAUUCAGUCUCAUGAGAACAGGGAGGAACCCAGAAACUGAAAGUGUUUAGUCUGUUCAGACUCCAUUUUGAGUCAACAGAGCAGAAGAUAGUAAACUGAAGGUUGAGGCAGGAUUGACUAAAAUCCAGAUGAUGAGUGUUUGUGUGGAGGAAGAGGAGGACAGAGCAGAGUCUGCAGGAUCCAGCUGUUUGUCUAUGAAGAGUGACCGGUCCAAACAGGAACCUCCAUCCUUCAGUAAUGGACCUGGACCCUCAGACACAAAAGUUCAGUACAGACAAAGAGCAGAGUCUGCAGUAUCCAGCUGUCUGUCUAUGAAGAGUCACCGGUCCAAAAAUAAACCUCCAAACUUCAGUAAUGAACCUGGACCCUCAGACACAAAAGAGCGAAAGAGGAGUCGUGUUUCUGUGGAGGAGCAGCCGUCCUGCUGUGCUUUGUGUCAGGACGUCCUGAAGGAUCCAGGCUCUGCCAGCUGUGGACACUGGUUCUGCAGACAGUGCAUCACCUCAUACUGGGACCAGUCUGCUUCAUCAGGACACUCCUCCUGUCCCCAGUGUGGAAAAAGAUCCAGAACCAGAGCUGGACUGCAGACAGCCAGUCAGAGCAGCUCUGUACAAAGUAAGACUGAACAUCUGUCUGCUACUUUUUCAGGGCUGAGGUUAGUUCUGUUGUUCAGGGUGUCUUUUAGCAGUUGUGUCCUUAACUUCACUACCUCUCCUAACGAAACCCUCUCUUUCUUUGUUUUGUCUCACACUCUGUUCUCUUCUUUAGUGAGUGGUGGUCUGCAGGAGGUUUUAGAUGAACAUAAGAUCAGUCUGAGGAGGAGAUGUGAACGUGUGACUGAAGGAAGUGAUGAAACAGGAAGUGGAACCCUCCUCAACAGGAUCUACACUGAGCUCUACAUCACAGAGGGACAGAGUGAAGAGGUUAAUACCCAGCAUGAGGUGAGGCAGCUUGAGACCGCUUCCAAGAAGGAGACCCUCCAUGACACUCCAAUCAAGUGCCAGGACAUCUUUAAAGCCUUACCUGGCCAACAGAGAGCCAUCAGAGUGGUUCUGACCAACGGCGUCGCUGGCGUUGGAAAAACCUUCUCAGUGCAGAAGUUCACUCUGGACUGGGCAGAGGGCUCGGAAAACCAAGAUGUCAGUCUGCUGGUUCUGCUCUCGUUCAGGGAGCUGAACUUGAUCAAAGAUGAGCGGCACAGUCUCCUCACGCUGCUCCAUGUUUUCCAUCCAACAUUACAGAAGGUCCCAGCAGAGAAGCUCGCCGUCUGGAAACUGUUGUUCAUCUUUGACGGCCUGGAUGAAAGCAGACUUUCAUUGGAUUUCAACAACAAGAAGGUUGUGUCUGAUGUCACACAGAAGUCAUCAGUCAACCUGCUGCUGACAAACCUCAUCGAGGGGAAUCUGCUUCCCUCGGCUCUCGUCUGGAUAACUUCCCGACCUGCGGCGGCCAAUCAGAUCCCUCCUUCGUGUGUCGGCAGGGUAACAGAAGUACGAGGCUUCACUGACGCCCAGAAGGAGGAGUACUUCAGGAGGAGAGUCAGUGAUGAAGAGCUGUCCAGCAGAAUCAUCUCGCACAUCAAGUCCUCCAGGAGCCUCCACAUCAUGUGUCAGAUCCCAGUCUUCUGCUGGAUCACUGCUACAGUUCUGGAGCACAUGUUGACUACAGAGCAGAGAGGAGAGCUGCCCAAGACCCUGACUGACCUGUACUCACACUUCCUGCUGGUUCAGAUAAAGAGGAAGAAGCAGAAGUACGAUGAGGGACAUGAGACGAGUCCACAGGAGCUGACGGAGGCUGACGGGAAGGUUCUUCUGAAGCUGGGGAAGCUGGCAUUUGAACAUCUGGAGAAAGGAAACAUCAUGUUCUACCAAGAAGACCUGGAGCAGUGUGGUCUUGAUGUCACAGAGGCCUCGGUGUACUCAGGAGUUUGUACAGAGAUCUUCAAAAGAGAGAGUGUGAUCUUCCAGAAAACAGUCUACUGCUUUGUUCAUCUGAGCGUUCAGGAGUUUCUGGCUGCAGUCUACAUGUUCCACUGUCACACCAACAGGAAGAUGGAGGUACUGGAAGCUUUCCUGGGGAAAUACUACAGUGACUUGCCCCUGGAUGAAUUUCUGAGUGGAGGCAUGGAUAAAUCCCUGAGGAGUAAAAAUGGCCACCUGGACCUGUUUGUUCGCUUCCUUCAUGGCCUCUCUCUGGAGUCCAACCAGAGACUCUUAGGAGGCCUGCUGAGUCGGACAGACAACAGUACAGAAAGCAUCCAGAGAGCCAUCAACAACCUGAAGGAGAAGAGGACCAGUGCCUCUCCUGACAGAAGCAUCAACAUCUUCCACUGUCUGACGGAGAUGAACGACCACUCAGUACAUCAGGAGAUACAAGAGUUCCUGAAGUCAGAGAACAGAUUAGGGAAGAAACUCUCUGUGAUCCACUGCUCAGCUCUGGCCUACAUGCUGCAGAUGUCAGAAGAGGUUCUGGAUGAAUUUGUCUUGAAGAACUACAGCACAACAGAGGAGGGACGGCGGAGACUGAUCCCAGCAGUGAGGAACUGCAGAAAGGCUCGACUUUCUGGCUGUCAACUCUCAGAGACUCAAUAUGAGGUUGUAGCCUCAGCUCUGAAGUCCAAACCCUCCCAUCUGACAGAGCUGCAGCUGGACUCCAACAAACUACAGGAUUCAGGAGUGAAACUGCUGUCUGCUGGACUGGAUAGUCCACACUGUAGACUGGAGACGCUGAGUUUGAGGGGCUGCAGGUUGUCAGAGAUCAGCUGUGCUUCUCUGGCCUCUGCUCUGAAGUCCAACCCCUCCCAUCUGAGAGAGCUGGAGCUGAGUGACAACAAGCUGCAGGAUUCAGGAGUGAAGCUGCUGUCUGGUUUUCUGGAGAGUCCACAGUGUAGACUGGAGAGACUGAGAUUGAGGGGCUGCAGUUUGUCAGAGAUCAGCUGUUCUUCUUUGGCCUCAGCUCUGAAGUCCAACCCCUCCCAUCUGAGAGAGCUGGAUCUGACUGGAAACAACUUGCAGAACUCAGGAGUGAUGCUGCUGUCUGCUGGACUGGAGAGUUUACACUGUAGACUGGAGAUUUUGAGAUUGAGUCUCUGCAGUUUGUCAGAUAUCAGCAGUGCUUCUGUAGCCUCCGCUCUGAAGUCCAACCCCUCCCAUCUGAGAGAGCUGGACCUGAGUAACAACAAGCUGCAUUAUCCAGAAGUGAAGCUGCUGUGUAAAUUUCUGAAGAGUCCCCAUUGUAGACUGGAGACUCUGAGAUUGACAGACUGCAGUUUGUCAGAGAUCAGCUGUGCUUCUCUGGCCUCAGCUCUGAAGUCCAACCCCUCCCAUCUGAGAGAGUUGGAGCUGAGAGAAAACAACCUGCAGGAUUCACGAAUGAAGCUGCUCUGCGAUCUUGUGGAUAGUCCAGACUGUAGACUGGAGACUCUGAGCUGGAAGCGCAGGUGAUCUCUGUCAGAGAGCGAGGGAUGAGGAAGGUGGAGGUGUUGAGAGAGGAUCAGCUGCGUCCUGAUGAUCCAGAGAGGUUGAAGCAGCAGCAUCAGCUUGUGUGUGGAGAGGCUCUGACUGGGCCAUGUUACUGGGAGGUAGAGUGGAGAGGAGAGCUUCAUCCAGCAGUGACUGACAGAGGAAUCCCAACAGUGCUGCAGUCUGAACUGCUCUGAGAUCAGCUCCACUGUCACACACAAAGUCAAGUCCACCAUCAUCCCUGUGUGCAUAUUUGUUUGUUGUAAUUCAUUUAUUUGUUCCGUUCUCCACAAGGAAAUAUACGAUUUCCACCACAGAUUUAAUUGAUGCUUUGCUGAGGUCUACAUACUAAAACAGGACUCUGUCUUCAUCUAUCCAUCCAUCGUCAACUGCUUAUCCUGCGUACAGGGUCACGGGGACUCUGUCUUGAUCUUUGUGAAAAAUUAUGACUUCUUAAGACCUUUGUCACAUAGCUGAAAAACAGAAUAUUUUUGUAACUUUUGUUUGAAAUUCAGUGAAUGAAGCUGAUUCUCAAACUAAA